AUGUCGUUCAUUCUUGCUUAUCGAAAACCAAAAGAGAAACUGGCGAGGGCUCGGGCGCGAGCACCAAGCAUUCCCAGGCUCCAUGAGAAUCUUGCAAAGCUCAAAUCGAAGCCCUACAGGCUGUUAAAAUUCGAAGAGCUGCCUGAAUGGUACCAAGGUAACCACUUUACGAGAUCGGGCUAUCGACCAGUAUCCAACUCAUGGUCUACUUGUAUCUUUUCUCUCGGGCACCUCCACAACGAGUCGGUCAAUAUCUACACUCAUCUCAUUCCGGCCUUCUGUCUUGCUGUCGGCCAAGUUCUUGUCUACCGCGGUCUCAGCUAUUUCUACCCCGAUGCGUCAAUGGCUGAUUACGCCGUCUUCAGCAUCCAGGUCGGCGCUGCAAUCGUCACAAUGCUGCUUUCCUCUACCUAUCACACCCUUAUCUGCCAUUCCCAGGAUAUCGAGAACUUAAUGCUGAGAGUCGAUUAUGUGGGUAUCCUGACGCUGAUUUUAGGAAGCUUCUUUUCCGGAAUCUAUGUUGGAUUUUAUUGCGAACCUCUGCUCCGUCGAGUCUAUUGGGGCAUGAUCAUUUCCCUUAGCCUCAUCACGGCCAUACUGGUUUUGCACCCAAAAUUACAGGGUCUCAGAUAUCGGAGUCAUCGAACGUGGGCUUUUAUAUCCACCGCACUUUCAGGCUUCGCACCCAUCAUUCACGGCCUUUACCUCUACGGCUGGAGCGAGAUGUGGGUACGCUCGGGGAUGCCCUACUGGUUUCUGGAGGGCAUCGUGUACGGGAUGGGCGCUUUCUUCUUCGCGACUCGGAUACCCGAGUCGAUAUGGCCAGGCGACUAUGACAUCUGGUUUUCAUCGCACCAAUUUUUCCACGUCUUGGUGGUCAUCGCAAGUCAUGUCCACCUAUAUGGAGUUUGGGUGGCUUUUGAUUGGAACUACGAAAACCAAAGGUUCUGCCCUGCGAUCGGGUUAUAA
This is a messenger RNA of Cladophialophora psammophila CBS 110553, 969 nucleotides long. RefSeq lists its product as uncharacterized. The coding region runs from base 1 to 969 and encodes 322 amino acids. Gene Ontology annotation, cellular component: membrane. The transcript has a single exon. NCBI's taxonomy places the organism in Eukaryota, Fungi, Ascomycota, Eurotiomycetes, Chaetothyriales, Herpotrichiellaceae. Gene Ontology annotation, molecular function: signaling receptor activity. The record is from RefSeq and is a predicted model, not a curated record.